AUGGAAGAUGCCUUCCUUGACCGCAACACAUCCCCCUUCACAACCCUCGGUCUUCACAGGCUGCCCGUUGGGCUUGUGCGAGAGUGGAUCUUUUGCAAGCUCUUCCGGCAGUCCGAUAAGACGUGUGGACGUGACCAGUCGCAGACGAUCUUUGCAGUCGGGCCGCUUUGUGCAGCCAAGGACCCUUUUUAUCUAUCCACAUCCUAUACCUUCAGUCCUAUUCCAGCUUCUGCUAUUCCGAUCGGCCUUAGCCUAGGACCCAGGACCCUGUGCCCUUAUCCAAGUUCUGCCAUCAAUUUUAUAAGACGUGUUGACGCGGACAGUCGUAGCUGUGCUGUGUGCUCUGGAGGUCUUGUCCGGUAUCCCCUUCAGCUUCUGCGGCGCAGAAGGCGAGACGAGUUCUUGCAUUCUUUCCUAUACUUCACUCUCCCUACGACUUCUUGCCAUACUGUACAAAUCAAUCUACCAUUUACUUUCCCUGCCGUCAACGAGUGUGUGUUUGCGAUUGCAUCGACUGGGUGA
This is a messenger RNA of Peniophora sp. CBMAI 1063, 522 nucleotides long. The record is from the annotation of a GenBank genome assembly. Lineage: Eukaryota; Fungi; Basidiomycota; Agaricomycetes; Russulales; Peniophoraceae.